Molecule: messenger RNA, 6823 nt
Organism: Eleginops maclovinus (Patagonian blennie)
Lineage: Eukaryota; Metazoa; Chordata; Actinopteri; Perciformes; Eleginopidae
Gene: grid2ipb
Product: glutamate receptor, ionotropic, delta 2 (Grid2) interacting protein, b
Exons: 25
Coding region: 1-4389 (1462 amino acids)
Molecular function (GO): protein binding
Source: RefSeq, a predicted model, not a curated record
AUGAAGAAGUUUUUGCAAAACAAAAAGGGCCGAUAUUCUUUCCGACGGGGCUCUCGGUAUCCAUCUAAAGAUUUCUUCCUCAGCAUGCCGUCGUCCAACCAGGGCUGGCCUGAGGAGUUCGGCUUCCUUCUGGGUGGCAAUGGCCCCAGCUACAUCCUAUCGGUUGAGGAGGGCAGCAGUGCAAACCUGGCUGGGCUGCAGGCAGGGGACCAGGUCCUGGAGAUCGAGGGCCACAACGUGUCGACGCUGGGUCCCCAAGCUGUCGUUGCCAUCGCCCAGACUCAGAAGAACAUCCCUCCCAGCAUCGGAGUGGUGUCCCGCAUACAGCAGAUGGACAUCAUCCCUGGUCCGGACGGUCGCUUCGGGUUCACCAUCGUGGGAGACUGCCCCCUGCUGGUGGAGGAUUGCUCGCCCUGCUCUCCGGCCGGCCGGGCAGGUCUGAGGGCGGGGGAUUACGUCAUGGAGGUGAACGGGAUCCCCGUAAGGCAGCACGAGACGGCCGCGGCGCUGAUCAAAGCCUCGCAGGGCCGGACGCUCCGCCUGGGGGUGCUGUGCCUCGGCCCGCGGCAGAAACACAGCAUCAGCAUAGAGGACAGUCAGAUGGGAGGAGAGGGAGCGAGGCUGGACCGCAAACACAAAGCUCUGGAGUUCAACAGGAGGGUUGACCAGAUCCUAGGUGAUGAACCUGAAGUGAAAGAGAAACUCUUCAGCGCUCUGAAGCAGUACGCAGCGGAGAAGAGGGUGGAGUGGUUGGCCUCGGUGCUGCCCGACAUCCUGAACACUGAAGAGCACCGACAGCUCAUCUCCAGCAUCAGAAUCUUCAUUCCCAAGAAGCACCGGCAGCGCUUCGACGAGUCCGUGUCCCAGAACGUGAUCAACCGGCUCUGUCGCAGCAAGAGCAUCAGCGAGCCGCAGGGAAGGAUCCGGAGGAGCCGGAGCGAGGAUCACUCCGACCGGCACCACGGGUCCAAACGCGCCAGCUCGGUGCCCAGAGAUGGAGAACCCGGGGGGAGAGGGGAGACGGAGAGAGACCGGGGAAUAAGGAAGUCCAGCUCGGGGAUCCCUCCACAUCCCCCCCUCGGACCCAAUCAGAGGAUCGUUCGUGUGUACCGGGGCAAGAAGAACUUCGGCUUCACGCUGCGAGGUCACGCCCCCGUCUGCCUCGACUCCGUGAUCCCAGACAGUCCUGCUGAGGAAUGUGGACUGAAAACCGGCGACCGCAUCCUCUUCCUCAAUGGAUUGGACAUGAGGAACUGCUCCCAUGAGAAGGUGGUGUCCAUGCUGCAGGGCAGCGGGGCGAUGCCCACUCUGGUGGUGGAGGACGGGCCGUCUGAGUUCUCCUCAGAACAAAACGACCCGGAGGAAUCCCCGAUCCGAGCCCCCACCACAAUGCCUCGCUCCAGGUCUCCAGCCCUCAGCUCUCUGCAGUGGGUGGCAGAGAUCCUCCCCCCGAGCAUCAAAGUCCACGGACGGACCUUCAGCCAGCAGCUGGAGCACCUGCUCACCAUCCAGGAGAGAUACACCGUCUGCAAGUCCCUGGAGACCUUCUUCCAGCACAGGAAUGUGGACACUCUGAUUGUGGACGUGUUUCCGGUGUUGGACACUCCGGCCAAACAGCUGAUCUGGCAGUUCAUUUACCAGCUACUGACGUACGACGAGCAGGAGCGCUGCCAGGGGAAGCUGUCACGCUUCCUGGGCUUCAAGAGCAGCGCUGUUUUGGAGCCUGACGUCAGCCCGGAGCAGCACCACCGGCGGAGCAGCUCCAUGAGGGUGACGGGGACGUCGUUCCGCAACCUCACCCGAGAGAGGAGCUCUGACGACUGCAUCAUCGGGACUCACCUGGGAAUGGGAAUUCAUGUGGAUGAAUCCGGGAGCCCGGAGGAGAGGCAGUCAGGAGACGGGACCUCCUUCCCCGAGUCCCCUGACCUCAAUCAUAUGACAGGGGUUUACACGGAGCUGGAGAACGUUUACGCAGGAAAGGGUGUGUCUCCGCUGCAGGGCGGCUCCUCAGGGGAGCCCGAGGGCCCGGGACAGACUGAGGCCUACGGGCGCCCUCUUUCCCCCCUCACACUCCCCCCUCUCAAAGGUAACCGUAAGUCCGGCCUCUCCCUGUCCUGGAAGGAGCCUCUCCCGACUCCCGUGUACGAGAUCCACCACCAGAGCAGCGUGGACUCCAACCCCUACGUGUGCCUGGAGAGCCCCCCCGCCUCCCCUCAGCACUCGGACGGCGGGCCCAACACGCUGACCCGCCGCAAGAAGCUGUUCACGUUCUCACGCCCGCCGCGCAGCCGGGACACCGACAAGUUCCUGGACGCUCUGAGCGAGCAGCUGGGGCACCGGGUCACGCUGGUGGACGACUUUGUGCACGGGGAGAACGACUACGAGGAGAUGAGUUUCCAGGAGGACCAGGAAGUGGGCUUCAUGCCCCGGAAGCUCAGCAGCGGCAGCAGCGAGGAUCACAGCAGCAGCGACGACGCCUCCUCCCCGUCCUACUCCUCCGGGUCAGAACCCAUCCCUCCACCUCCCACCCAGAGCCCCCCGCCUCCCCCACCUUUCCAGGGUCUCAUCCCGCCCCCUGUGCAGUUCACGGACCCCUUACCUCCUGUCCGAUUCUCCCCUGAGCACGUCCCCCGCAGCCGGAUGCCCUUCCAGCCACACCACCCCAUCAUCCCUCCGCCGCCGCCCCCUCCCAGGACCCUCCUCUCCAGCCGCUCCCCUCUCCACCACCCCUCCAGAGAGGAAGUGGAGACUCCUCACCAGCGCUUCCAGACCACCACCACCUCCACCCGGCUCUCGCACGGCCACACCACCCUGCGGUCCUCGCAGCCGUCCCGCCCCUGCUACCUCCCCCGGCAGCACAGCCAGCCCCAGCCCCUCCUGCAGCCGUCCCCCCAGCCCUCCCCCGCACCGCUGAGACCCAGCCAGCUCGUCCUGCAGAGGCACCACCAGCUCCACCACCAGCACAGCUACCAGGGCCCGCUGCCGCCCUCCCUCCACGACCACAACUCCUCCCAGUGCCAGAGCCAAGGCGGCCCCGGCUCCUCGCUGCUCUCCAAACCUCCAGCCUCCCACUCCACCCUCCCCACCCACAUCAAAACCUAUGACCCCCCUCAGGAGGAACAGCAGUCGCAACAGGCACCACCGCCUCCACCUCCUCCUCUGCCUCCACCCUGUGAGCCGCCUCCGCUGCCCAAACCGGGCCACGCCUCGGACACCAACCACAUGAGUGUGAAGCGUCUGCGCUGGGAGCAGGUGGAGAACUCUGAGGGAACCAUAUGGGGUCAGCUCGGAGAGGACUCGGACUACGACAAGCUCACUGACAUGGUGAAGUAUUUGGAUCUUGAUCUGCACUUUGGGACUCAACGCCAAUCCAUGUCUCCUCCAGAGCCAGCCUUCCAGCCGGAGAACUUUAAAAAGAAAGACGUGGUGGAGAUUCUGUCUCAUAAGAAAGCCUACAACGCCUCCAUCCUCAUCGCCCAUUUGAAGCUCUCCACCUCCGAGCUGCGUCAGGUCCUGAUGAACAUGACCACCGACCGGCUGGAGCCCACCCACAUCAAGCAGCUGCUGCUGUACGCCCCCGACGAGGACGAGGUCAAACAGUACGAGCAGUUCGAGCAGGACCCGGCCAAACUCAGCGAGCCCGACCAGUUCAUCUUCCAGAUGCUGAUGGUGCCCGAGUAUAAAACACGUCUGCGGAGCCUCCACUUCAAGACCACCCUGCAGGAGAGGACGGAGGAGAUGAAGGUCGCGUACGAUUACAUCUACAAGGCUUCAGUGGAGCUGAAGAGCAGCAAGAAGCUCGCCAAAAUCCUGGAGUUUGUUCUUGCGAUGGGGAAUUACCUGAACAAUGGGCAGCCCAAGAGCCACCGGACGACCAGUUUUAAGAUCAACUUCCUCACCGAGCUAAGCACAACCAAAACAGUAGACGGGAAGUCCACCUUCCUCCACAUUCUGGCCAAGUCUCUGUGCCAACACUUCCCCGAGCUGCUCAACUUUUCCAGAGACCUCACCACCGUGCCUCUGGCCGCCAAGGUGAACCAGAGGGCCAUCACUGCAGAACUGACUGACCUUCACUCCACCAUCCUGGACAUCAGGAAGGCCUGUCUGAAGAUCCCGCCCACCUCCGAGGACCACUUCGCCUCCGUCAUGAGCAGCUUCCUGGAGAACAGCCACCCUGCGAUCCAGUCUCUGGAGUCUCUGCAGACCCGAGCCACGGAGGAGUUCUCCAAAGUGGCCUUGUUCUUCGGAGAGGACUGCAAGUCUGCCAACUCCGAGUCCUUCUUCGGCAUCUUCGCGGAGUUCAUCGGCAAGUUUGAGAGAGCUCUCAGUGAGACCAAGACCCCUGAAAACCCCAGAAGCCCCAGGCUGUCCUCCCCUCUGGCCUGGUAGGAGAGGAAUUUGGUCGGAUGUCGACUUCAUUUUCACUCUGCUCUCCAACAACCAAAGUGCCAAGAUCACACACAGAGACACUCACUGCAACGGGAACAGAGAGCGCGUCAUCUAUAGCAGGCAGAAGGGAAAUACACUGUAAUCUAACUGGAGAAAAUCACAGAUAAUGACAGCCCUGUGUGCACUGCCAUUUCAGGUGUGAACAGGAAGUCAAACACACACUAGUCUUUACUUUAUUUACAUCUCUCUUUUUAAAGUCAAAUACUUAAACCCUCCAUUAGCUCCGGUGCAGCAUUUCAAACAGUAAUGAAGAACAACUGGUCUGGAUAUUUGGAUUACUAGCGAUGUUUAAUACCUGACUGUAUAAAAGUUUAUAUUUUCUAUCAGAUCAUAUAUGAAAAUUGUAAAGAUCAAGCGUAGACGUAGACUGAUGACUCUGGAAGCAAGAGUAGUGUAGGUAGCGUGUACAGAGCCAGAGAGUUCAUGCAGCGGGGCGUUCACUGCCUCACACACAGCAUGAGUUCAUUAGUAAUGGUAAAAAUCAUUGUAUCAUAUGUAUCCUUAUUGUUUAUUUAGGGUUAAAUAUGUCAUCAUCUCAACAUACUGUGAGUUUAAAGGGCAUCGAUCAUUGGAAUUGUAAUGAAAUAAAACUGGGAGAUUAAGUCAAAUUCAUCCACACACACUCAGUUAAUAAUCCUCUGGAAGUAAAACAGUGCCCUGAAGUUUCUGAAUACCUACUUUUUUUCAUUUGUUCACAUUGAUUAUAACAUAAGGGCCUUAGUUGGAUGAAAUACAAAACAGAAGAGAAUUUUCGAACUCCCUCUGGAGGGAUUUUAGCCUUUGCAGGACCAUUUACAUGCACCAAACCCUUUAUAACACGCUACAGGGAAAGGAACCCCCCUUAUCGGAAAACCUACAUUUUGAAUUUUUUGUAAUCAUUUUUUCACAUUAAUUAUAACAUGUGUUUUUUUUAGAACCUUAAUUGGAUGAAAUAGAAAACAGAAGACAAUUUUCAAACCCCUUCUGGAGGGAACUUUGGGAUUUUAGCCUUUGCAGACCAUUUACAUGCACCAAAACCUUUAUAACACACUACAGGAAAGGGAAACCAUAAUAGGGCCUCUUUAAAUCUGCAGCCACUGCUAUUUCUCUGCCUGCGAGGAGUCUACAUGAAUCCAAUAACCUUUAUUUAUUCCUAAACCAACAACAGAACACCUUCCACCGAGAGAAGACUCGUUCAUCACAAAUCAUCUGUUUGACAAAGCGUGGGUCUUCUGUUUUAUUGAGAAAGCCGAGUGCUUCAGGCGGGGACUCUUCAGCUUCUGAUGAAUGAAUGUCAAAUGCAUGUGGAGAAAAAAGAGAAACUGCAUCCUACUGUAAAUGGUACCUUCCUGCUCCCUGCUCCUCCUGGUGACUCCUCUACAGUACAGUACCUGUAGCUGUGUUGUAUUUACGUCGAUUGUUGAGAUUGUACAUUUACAGGUUUUGCUAUGCACUGCUCACCAUUUCAUUUUUUACCGUGCGUGUGUUUUAAAAGACCUCGUUUAUUUUCAUAUUCAAUCAUCAGGAAAUGAUCGUGGUAUUUAUUCUCUAUGCGCUGCUUCAGUCACGCUUAUACAACGGCGUCUUGUAUCAAAAUAUAAUCUAAUCUAAAUCUAAUUACAGAGCCAGGGGAGGUGAGCAAUAUCUGAACAAAACAUAUCCAAAGACUAAAAGUGUAAAUAAAGUUAAAGGUGCAUAUCCUGAGAUUAAAACGGUUCAAUUACGUGAUAUUUCUUAGAAUAACCAAAUUAAAUUUACGUGAGAAACAUGGAUAUCCUUUGAGAUUAAAGCAGUUAAUUUAUGCAAAGAAUUGUAUAUUAUCUGACAUUAAAGCGGUAAGCAGGAGAAAAUAAAUAAUCUGUUAUAAUUGUAUAUUUUUUAUUAUUAAUCUGUGAAUAAAAAGGCAUAAAUUGGCCCCAAAAAAAUCUGAAAUCUAAUAUCAAAGGCUCAAAAAUCUGAAUAUUGAAGGUUUUUCCUCAUGGAUUUAUUUUAAAGAAAUAACGACAAUUUAUUAAUAAUAUAAUCUUAUAAAAAAUGAUAUGUAUAUAUAUAUUUCCCCACCCCCCCCACCCUCGGCUCUGUAAUAUGUCUUUUCUUCUGAACCUCUUUGGUCCCAGUAUGCCGUUGUAGACGAGGUGACUGAUCUUAUAAACAUGCAACCCUAGCUGCUCCGGUGCAGUGUCAGUGUUUAUCGUCCAAAUCGCAUGUUGGUGCAGUCGAUGUUUGAAGAUGUGCAGCUGGUAGCAUUUCCCUCCCUGGAUAUUUAAGUUUAGAAUAAAAACAGUUCUGUCUAGUUUAUUCAUUGUGUGUCUACAGGCUCCCUUUUAUUGGUAAUGUUUCCAUGGAUAGUGGCUCAAGUUUUGACUUAGUUUUUGUUAGGAACUUUAAAAUGAAU